Molecule: messenger RNA, 6918 nt
Organism: Prorocentrum cordatum
Lineage: Eukaryota; Dinophyceae; Prorocentrales; Prorocentraceae
Source: the annotation of a GenBank genome assembly
GGCGGGGUAUGGGAGGCAGUCGGCCUGGGUUUCUCACCCUCUCUCGAGGAGCUGCGCGCCCUGGCGACCGCCUGCGUGCGCGGGGCGCCGCCGAGCCUGGCGGAGGGCGACGGCGGCGCCGCGCCGGCGCCGGCCCGCGUGGACCGCUGGUCCCCGCACGCCUUCGUGGACGCGUUCCUCGCGAAGCACUGGGUGGACUUCAAGCUGGGGAGGUACGCGGACGCGAGUGAGGCGCUGUCGUUCAUCCUGGAAGACGCGCCUGGUCUCGCCAGCCUCUUCCAGACGGGAUGCGACGAGGAGGCCAUGAUGAGGCUCCCGGCAUUCGUGGACGGGGCAGACGACGGCGACGACGCCCUGUCGCCGCAGGACUUCUUCCUCGACGGGGGCGCGCAGCGACUGGACGUGCGAGAGCUGCUCCGCCGCGGCGCCUCCAUGGGCGGGCGACUGCGAUCGAAGCCCGAGUUGCUGGCGGUCCACGUGCCCCAGAGGUGGGAGCGGGGCGACGGCGCGGCGCUCUUCCUCGGCGGCUGCGACAUCGCGCCCUACUGGGGUGACCUCCCGGAGGUGGCUCUGAGGGCGGGGGAGGAAGACGUCGCGUACCGCCUGCGCGCCUACGUGCAGUACAUCCUGCCCGAGGGAUCGGAAGCCGUCCCAUCCCACUUCCUGAAUGACCCCCAGGGCCACUUCGUGGCUCACUUCGAGGAGGACGGGAGCUGGUACACUGCAGACGACCUGGGCGAUCGGCCGCACGUGGUCCAGUGGGCGCCUGGCACCGAGCACAAGAUACCUUGCAUGAUCUUCCUUGAGAAGGUGGACUCCAGGGCGGCCCGCGCCGAGGCGUGCCCGUGGCCGCCCGGGCCGGUCGUCGACGGCGCGGAGGGCGCGGGCGGCGACGGCGACGGCGACGCGGACGGCGAGGACAGCCCCGGCCUCGACGGGGAGUGCGACGAGGAGGAGGACGGGGCCGGCGACGCUGGCGUGCCGGGCGCGCGGAAGCGGCCCGCGGCGUCCACGAGGAGCGGCGCCCCUGCCAAGAAGCGGCUCCGCCUCCGAGGGAAACAGAGCGCUGCUGGACGGCAGCAGAGCCGCGCUGGGAGGCAGCAGAGCCGCGCUGGGAGGCAGCAGCAGCAGAGCCGCGCCGGGAGGCAGCAGAGCCGCGCUGGGAGGCAGCAGCAGCAGAGCCGCGCUGGGAGGCAGCAGGCCAGGGAGGAUCAGAAGCGCGGUUGCAAGCCGGAGGAGGUACUGCGACAGGGGCGGAAGCCGAAGAGCAAGGGCGACAACGCCGACGGAUCCAGACAGGACGCCCAGAACAACGCCGCCGCCCCUGUCCUCCGCAGCAGCAGGGAGGCGAAGAGCUUGCAGACCGCCAGCGAGGAGCGCCGGUUGUGUGGGGAUCUCUUCCUGCUCCUGCACUUGCUGGAGCCGCUGGUCGCUGCCGAUGACCUGCUGAAGCAUUACCCUGACUUCUUCGUCUACGCGGGCGACGACUGCACCCGCCGAUGGGCGACGUUCCUGCAGGCACCCGAUCGACCCGACAAGUUGGCCGGGAGACUGCGGGAAGCGCUCGGGGUCACGGAGAACGAGAUUUCCGACGCCAAGCGUCGACUGGAGAGCGGGGAAUGGCACGUGCACCACGUCGCGGAGCUCCUGGACGAGCGCCUGGGCUCCGCCCACGGCGCCCCCUCCGUGGCGGCCGCGGCCCGCCUGGCGGCGAGCGACGCGUCGGCCGCGCUGGGCGACGGCAACCCGCUGAGGGCGCACCUCGCGGAGGCGUGGCAGCGCAGACCCUGCAACCGCGGCCCUCCCCGGCGCGCCGCCAUGCCUGCGCGCCUUCGGGAUCGCUCUGACUGGUUCCAGUGCCCCGCGCCUGCGCUGCAUUAUGCCUGCCGCAUGUGCGAGGCCGAGUUCCCCAACAGGGAGGCGUUCAAGGCGCACCAGGGCAGAGUCCACGGGGGGCAGCGGUGGUACCAGUCGCAGUAUGUGGCGCGGUGCGAGCUGGAGCCCUACCAGCCGUCGCCGACCGAGGAGGGUCAGGUGGUUGCCAGGUUCCACAUUUCCCAGUGCUGCGCCACCGUCGACCCCGUGGACGAGCCGUUCGUCCCGAAGCCUGAACCGGAGGUGCAGAAGCAGCUGCUCCACGCGGAGAUCAUCGGCAGGAUCGCCGGCAAGAUCGGGCAGGGGGGGCCCGCGGAGGAGAUCCCCCUGCAGGCGGCCGGCGCGGCGGAGUCGGCAGCCCGCGCUCAGGCGGCGUGCCGGGCGAGGGAGCCCCGCGCUUUCCAGGCCUGCGUCUGCUGCGCCAUGCAGCAGUGGUCCGAGAACCUCCACUCGGAGUACCUGGUCGGCGACAAGUGCACCGUAAAGGACCGGGCCCAGUUCGCGGACUGCCUGUCGGCCGAGUGGUAUCACCAACGAUGGCCCCUCAUACCGCGCGACGAGCUGAUGUCGUCGGCCGUGAACUUUCCCCACGACGACUGCGAGGGCUCGCCGACGUCCACGAAGAUACUCUUGCACAAGAGGCGCGUGCCGCCCGAGGCGCUCGAAGGGAAGGUGCCGGUGAAAGUCUGCGACGAUUGCCGGAAAGUCCCGUGGUCUGAUCACCCCAAGGUGCCGCUCAUGGCGCUGGUGAACGACCUCUGGCUGGGCCGCCACCGCCCGCUGCUCAGGAAGGCCGCUCUCGCGCACCAGUUGCUGCUCGCGCUCGGCCGCGUCGUGUCCACGAAGAUCUACCUGUCCAGCAAGGGCGCCGACAAGGCCGUCCGGCAGGAGCAGCAGUCGUGGAGGCAGAAGUUCUUGCAGUACGCCAUGCAGGGCACCGCCAUCGUGUUCGGGAACGGGAACGUGGACCACGCGAUGCGGAGCUUCCCGCCGGAGCCCGACAUGCUCAGGGACACGUUCGUGGCCGUCUUCGCGGGCGCCGACGACGACGAGGAGGGCGCCCCCCUGACCGAGGAGCAGAAGCAGGAGAGGGCCUUGAGAGCCAUGAGGGAGGAGGUGGCGUUGCGCGUCGACAAGGCGGAGUGCGACGCCCAGGCGCGGUUGUUGAAGCAGCACAACUACGUGUGCAAUGACCCGGGCGUGCAGUGCCGAUCGGACCUCGUGGACCGGUUCCCCCCGCAGCCGGGCGUGCCCGACUUCAUGCUGGCCUGCGCGAAGUAUGUCCCCACGGACGCGGCGCUGGACGACGUCGCGCAGUCGCAGGGUCCCGCGUCGGCCACCACCGGUGCGCAGGCAGAGAUGAGCGCGGCCGCCGAGGACGCGCAGGAGCUGACCAAGUGGCUGUCCGUCCUCGAGGACCACAUGGACGACGUCAGCGAGCUCACGUCCCUGCCGGCGCUCCAGGGCAUGCUCGAGAGGAUGGAGAGUCAGGCGGGUCGCGUGGUGGCCAACGAGCUGAUGUCCAGACUCGAGGACCAGGGAGGCGAUGAUAGGGCGCUGCAGCUGGACGAGAUCGGGCGUGGCCGCCUGCGGGACCUCUGCCAGGAGUUCCACGCGCGCUGUCGGAAGAUCUCCCCGGGGGAGGACAUGGCGAAGCUGCACUGGCGCGUCCAGGCGCUGGAGACCAACAACUGUCAGGCGGAGGAGGGCGCGGGCGACUUGGCGCGAUCUGCAGGAGUCGCGGGGACUCCCGCCGAGGACGAUCCGCGCUCCUUGCAGGGACCGCCCGGCCCAGACGGCCAGCGGAAGGCGAGGCUUCGGGUGCCCACUUCGAGGAAGGCGGAGAGCUGGUGGAAUCCGAAGUACUGGUCGAUUGCCAGGCCCACGGACUUCUGCUACGGGGACCCGCAGAGGCAGAAGGAGGCUCGGCUCUGCUUCAGCGUGGCGCACUUCAUCAAGAAUCUUCUCACGCGGGAGGAGAUGGAGUACGAUGUGCCUUCGGACGAGGAGAAGUACGUGGCCAGGCCCAUCAGUCGUUUCCGGAGCUGCUGGUACGACGUGCACCUGCUGUGCUCCUUCUGGAGAGUCACGGAGACGACCAACAGCACCUACACCUUGAUGAAGACGCCCGGGGCGUUCGGGGCCGCUCGCGCCUGCGCGGACAUCACGCCGGAGAUGAUCGAGGAGGUGCAGCUCAGGGCGCAGCAGGCGGGCGGGAAGGCCACGCUGCACGGCAUCCUCAAGGACAAGGACACCCCGAACGAGGUGCGCAAGGCCUUCGCCACCCUGGGCCAGGCCACUGCCGGCCAAGUCGGGUCCGACGGACACAGGCGGGAGCUGCGCGGAGAGGGCGAGGCGUAUACCCUGCGCUUCGGCCCGCCCGUCCAGUUCGUCACCCCGAAUCUGGCAGACACCAAGCAGCCCCUGAUCCUGAUCGUGCAGGGGGAGGAGUACACCUUCGACAACGACCUGACCGAGGCGGAGCAAGUCACGUUCAGCGAGAUGUCGCAGCGCAUCACCGCGGACCCCGUGGGCCAGGCCGUGGUGUUCGAGCUGAUGAUGAGGCUGUUCUUCGUCCACGUCCUCGGCCUGCGCCCGGAGACCGUCGGGUGGCGGCGAGGAGAAGUCCGAAAGGCUUCGGGGCACUGGAUAUCCGACGGCGUGGCGGCCGACCUCAUGGGCGUGCCCACGGUGUUCGGCCCCCUCGCGGCGGCCUUCGGCCCGGUCGAGGCUCAGGGCCGCGGCUCGCUGCACCCUCACAUCCUCAUCUGGCUGCUGCAGGGUCAGCUGCGCGUGCUCUUGGACAUGCUGCAGCGCGACGAGGCGCGCUUCCAGGAGCGCUUGAACCUGUGGAUGCGGCAGGUGGUGCAGGCCGUGGUCGCCACUCAGCAGAGCGCCGUGGAGCUGCUGCCCCUGCAGCUGCAGGGGGGCGAGAACAAGUGCGGGGUCACGGUGCCGCCGCUGCCGUUCGGGCCCAACGAGAAGCAGUACUUCCGGGCCGACGGGGGCGCGGAGAUGGCGACUGCAGAGCAGCUCGGGGACGGAGGCGAGACGGAGCCGCAGGAGCUGUGGUUCUACGAGCCCAAGGUAGACGACUACCACAGGGCGAUUCGCCCCGAUCUGCCGCUGCGCAACAACGGCGGCGAGAUCGUGGGGUACUGGCGGCGGCCGCUCUCCAGCAGCGCCUCCGGCAUCUUCCCGAGGUACCGCGGCGGGGGCACCCUGGCGAAGUCUCUCCCGAGCGAGGAGUGGAUUCGCGAGAUGUGCCGCGACGUGCGCGAGCUCGUCAUCGGCUGCGGCAUCCACGUCUGCAGCCCCUCUUGCUACAAGUACAAGUACCAUUCCGACAGGACGCGCGGCUCGCAGAUCUGCCGCCACAACUUCUACAACCUGGUGACAUUGUGCACGUGGACCGAGGGUGAGGACUCCCGAGAGUGCCGACUCCGCACGCGCGGGAAGGCGCUGCGCGGCUGCAUCGGCAUAUUCCGGGAGACGGACUACGGCAUGGCCGGACGCAUCGUCACCUUCCAGCUCCACCCCGGGGAGACCUCCACGAAGUACGCGGCACUCGUCGCGGCGCGGUGCAACGUGGACGUGCAGGACAUGAGACGGGUGCUGCCCCCGCGCCUGUGGAUGGAUGCGUCGGAGCUGGAACCGCCGGCGAACGAGGAGGACCGCAAGAGCUACAACCAUGGCCUCUACCCUCAGCGCUACGCCGACUUCUCGGUGGGCGCCCGGGAGGACUGGGGAUGGUUCCAGCAUCUGAACACCACGCCCGCGGAGAAGUGGGACCUCGUCGUAGUCACCGACUGGCACGGGAUCUACAGGACACUCGCGAACCGCGACAGCCCCGCCGUGGACAGUGGCGACGCUGCGCGCGCCGAUCUCCAGCGCGACCUGGAGCGGCACGCGCUGGCCACCUUCGUGGGCGCCCACAACGCGAGCUACUACGUCAACUCGUACACCACGAAGGUGAACCCCAGCAUGGACGACGUGCUUUGCAAGCUCCUUGACGGCGUGCGCCGCCUGAAGAGCCAGUGGGACGACAAGGGGGCGCAGGCCGCGGGCGACGCCGGCGACGAGGCCCAGUCGACAGCCGCAGGAAAGCGCAAGGAGGAUUUCAAGCGCACGCUGCAGGUGCUGGCCCGCUUCGAGACCUGCUUCCGCAGGGCCUCCUGGAAGAGCGGCAGCGAGAUGGUCUUCCCCAUGCUCUUCGGGCACCUCUCCUUCAUGACGCACCGUUGCUGGAAGGUGUUCAUGCGGAAAUCCAUCUACCUCGCCGCGGAGUCCUGGCGCAGGCGGCACGGCCAGGCCGACGCCGCGGAAAGCGCACCCGCCGCCUCGAUCACGUACGCGGUCCCCGGCACUGGACAGCAGGUCGCGAUGCCAGGGUGGCGCGAGGUGCAGCGCGAGGGCGAGACGGUGUACGUCAGCCCCGACGGCGAGGAGUUCGACACGAUCGAGUACGCGCACCAGGCGUUCCAGAUCGCGAACGCCAGCGGCAGCUCGCUGCGCGACGUGACGAAGGCGCUGAACAAGUUGCGGGAAGGCGAGGCCGAAGAGGUGCCCGAGGCACCGGGGCCGACUGUCGAGGGCCUCGCGCAGGGCAAGUUCAGGGGCGCAGUGCUGAGCCAGCACGACGACUGGAUGCACCGCGGAGACCACCCUAUUGUCCGAGACAUGAGCUUGUACGUCUACAGCAUCUGGGUGUACCGCGUGGAACUGCCGCUGCAUGCCCUUCCGGCCGGGGAGCUGGAUCCCGAGGGCAGCGGGGGUCGCACCCUGCACGUCGACAUCGCCUUCGACUCCUCCUACUCGGCGGCGCGGAACUGGACGCAGAGGCUGGCCGUCGAGCCGCGCAUCCCGAAGGCCGAAGGCUUCCAGUUCGUGAGCGCGGAGUCGAACGUGGAGACGCACUACCUCAUGAAGUCGGUGCUGCUCCGGCCAGUGCGCCUGCCGGACGCCGACGGCCCCAACGACACGAAGGAGCUGCGCUACCUCCGCGCGUACGAGCACCUGUGCGCGGCGCCGGAGGGCGAGCCG